GAUGCAGUAACCUAUGAUGAUGUGUACAUCAGCUUCACUCAGGAAAAGUGGGCUUUGCUGAAUCCUUCCCAGAAAAGUCUCUACAAACAUGUGAUGCUGGAGACCUACAGGAACCUCUCUGCCAUAGGCUCCAAGUCAGAAGACCAUAAUAUUGAAGACCAUUGUGAGAGUUCUAGAAUAAAUAGAAGGUAG
Messenger RNA from Mesocricetus auratus (golden hamster), 192 nucleotides. Its product is annotated as zinc finger protein 431-like. The transcript is spliced from 2 exons. The annotation marks the transcript as partial. The record is from RefSeq and is a predicted model, not a curated record. Gene Ontology annotation, biological process: regulation of DNA-templated transcription. Lineage: Eukaryota; Metazoa; Chordata; Mammalia; Rodentia; Cricetidae.